This is a messenger RNA of Effrenium voratum, 2085 nucleotides long. NCBI's taxonomy places the organism in Eukaryota, Dinophyceae, Suessiales, Symbiodiniaceae. The record is from the annotation of a GenBank genome assembly.
AUGGAAGACACAGCAGCUGAUGUUGAGCUGCUCCUAGACCGUCUGCUCCCUAUGCCUGAGGGCCCCGAGGGCCGUGUGGCAGAGGCCAUGCGCUACGCGACGCUUGGCGGUGGCAAACGCUUUCGUCCUUAUCUGGCGUGCGAAGCGGCCAAACUCUUUACCGUGAGUGAAGACAGGGCGCUCCGCACUGCAGCAGCGAUCGAAUGCGUUCACACCUAUUCGCUCGUUCAUGAUGACCUUCCUUGUAUGGAUGAUGAUGAUCUGAGGCGGGGCCGGCCGUCGACCCACAAGGCCUUCGACGAGGCGACGGCGGUUUUAGCGGGCGACGCACUCCUGACCUUCGCGUUUGAGAUAUUGGGCGACGCGGACACCCAUGACGAUUAUCGCGUGCGCUGCGAUCUGGUUCUGGGUUUGGCGAAGGCCGUCGGGACUCACGGCAUGGUGGGCGGCCAGAUGAUCGACAUGGCAAGUGAAGGGACCAUUUUAGAUAUUGGAGCUCUCACGCGCCUGCAGCAGCUCAAAACCGGGGCUUUGAUCGCAUUUGCCUGCGAAUCUGGCGCAAUUUUGGGCAAAGCGUCUAAAGAUGCGCACCAUGCGCUGCAUGCUUAUGCCCAUGAUUUGGGCCUUGCUUACCAGAUCAUCGACGAUUUGCUCGACGAGGAAGGCGAUAGUGCGACCCUUGGCAAGACAGCCGGGAAAGACCGUGCCAAGGGUAAAGCCACUUUUGCCACAAUUCUGGGCCCUGAAAGGGCACGCGAACAGGCCGGAAUGCUCGCAGAUCAGGCCAUUCAACACCUUGAUUUUAAGACGCCGUUGCUGGACCGGAUCAAAAUCCCGGCCGACCUACGCGCGCAUGAUGACGACGACCUCCCUCAGAUCACAGAUGAGCUGCGUCAGGAGCUGAUUGAAGCGGUGUCUAUCACCGGCGGUCACUUAGGCGCUGGCCUUGGUGUGGUCGAACUCACAGUCGCGCUGCACUACGUCUUUAACACACCCGAUGAUCGCAUCAUCUGGGACGUGGGCCACCAAGCCUAUCCGCAUAAGAUCCUGACCGGGCGUCGGGACCGGAUCCGCACCCUUCGCCAGGGAGGUGGUCUGUCCGGCUUCACCAAACGGGCAGAGAGCGACUAUGACCCGUUCGGGACGGCACACUCGUCAACGUCGAUUUCCGCUGGCCUCGGCAUGGCGGUUGGUCGCGACCUGCAGGACAAAAAGAACAACGUCAUCGCUGUGAUCGGCGACGGCGCCAUGAGCGCAGGCAUGGCUUAUGAAGCCAUGAACAAUGCAGGCUCCAUGGACAGCCGCCUGAUUGUGAUCCUGAACGAUAAUGACAUGUCCAUCGCACCGCCGGUGGGCGCGAUGAGUGCCUAUCUGGCACGCCUGAUUUCUGGAGGCACCUAUCGCGGGUUCCGCCAUUUCGCGAAACACAUCGCGGAGAUGUUUCCCAAAUCACUUGAGGAAAAAGCGCGCCAUUUCGUGGUGAUGGCGGCGGCGGACGAAGCCGAACUCAUGCAUAUGGUGGCAACCUCUGUUGAGAUUGAUGACCGCCCGAGCGCGUUCCGCUAUCCCCGCGGCGAGGGCAUUGGCAUCGAGCUUCCCGAAAUUGGCACGCCGCUGGAAAUCGGCAAAGGCCGUAUCAUGCGCGAAGGCACCACAGUGGCACUCGUCUCGCUUGGCUGUCGUCUUCAAGAGACCAUGAAGGCCGCUGAUGAGCUUGCCGCGCAGGGCAUUUCAACCACGGUCGUUGAUGCGCGAUUUGCCAAACCCCUUGAUGAAGAACUACUUGCCCGUGUGGCCCGUGAACAUGAAGUGCUGGUCACCGUGGAAGAAGGAUCUGUAGGCGGUUUUGGAGCCCACGUCCUUGAGUUCCUGAGCAAUAACGGUCUGAUGGACCGUGGUCUCAAAGUGCGCACGCUGACCCUGCCGGACACUUUCCAGGAUCACGACAAGCCCGACGCGAUGUACGUUGCCGCUGGUCUGACAGCGCCGAACAUCGCAGGGACGGCCCUGACCGCACUUGGUCAUGAAAAGGCACUGAUCUCGUUGGCUGCUGAACGCGCAAACGCUCUUCCUGGAAAGUCCUGA